Molecule: messenger RNA, 4319 nt
Organism: Haplochromis burtoni (Burton's mouthbrooder)
Lineage: Eukaryota; Metazoa; Chordata; Actinopteri; Cichliformes; Cichlidae
Gene: phox2a
Product: paired like homeobox 2A
Exons: 3
Coding region: 738-1643 (301 amino acids)
Biological process (GO): regulation of transcription by RNA polymerase II
Molecular function (GO): RNA polymerase II transcription regulatory region sequence-specific DNA binding; DNA-binding transcription factor activity, RNA polymerase II-specific
Source: RefSeq, a predicted model, not a curated record
AGGCCAUUACUAUGACGUAAACACUGAUUGUAGUGUCGCGUCAGUAAAACUCUGAAACAGAGACGUUCGGUUUUGGUCACAUUACGGCUGAAAGAAAAACUCUGAACUCACCGGAAUCACAAACGUCCGAUUAAGGAUGCACGCGCGUUAUAGCGCGCUGUAAUUCUUUUUAGACGCGCGCGAUUUAACUCCGCUGACACCUGCUAGCUCGCGAUGCUGUGGGCCGCGUGGGCGGUGCAGAGAGCGGUGGGAGGGGAGCAGAGGGGAGGGGGGCUGUCCGUGUCCGUGCUCGCUCACUGGUGGCAUUGUCAUGGAAACAAGACCACCGCCUUCGCUAUUGUCUCGCGCUCUGCCAAGUUUAUUAUAAACAGCGCGCGAGCCGCUGCGCGCUGUCAAACGGAGCGCGAGCGCAGAGCGAACCUCAGUCCAGGGAGGGGAGCCGAAGAGACGGACAGAGAGAGGGGAGAGUAGGGAGAGAGAGCGGAGCUGCAGAGAAAACAUCUGGAUUACUUACCAGCCGCGUGACGGUGACAUACAAACCUUAAAGCCCACAAAAGCCUGGAGAAACAAACCAACCGCGUCAGGAGAUUCUGGAGAAAAAAGUCCAACUCUGACUGGUUUAAACGACUCCCAGCAAUCCCAGAAACUAACAGCAGCCUCAGACCCGACUGAAGCCGCCCUGACCCGAGUUUCCAGCGCACUUCUUCACAGACCGGUGUCUGCGCCGGCUGACCUCCAUGUAUAAGAUGGAUUACUCAUACCUGAACUCCUAUGACUCCUGCAUGGCAGCCAUGGAAGCGUCGGCCUACGCGGACUUCAGCUCCUGCAGUCAGGCCAGCUCCUUCCAGUACAACCCGAUCCGGAGCGGCCCUUUCUCCAACCCUGGCUGCACUCCCCUCAGCACGACCAGCUGCACGCUGGGAGCCCUGCGAGAGCACCAGCCCACACCUUACUCCUCAGUCCCUUACAAGUUCUUCUCGGACCCAUCUGGCCUGAACGAGAAGAGGAAGCAGCGGCGUAUCAGGACCACGUUCACCAGCUCCCAGCUGAAGGAGCUGGAGCGCGUGUUCGCAGAGACGCACUACCCGGACAUCUACACCCGGGAGGAGCUGGCGCUGAAGAUAGACCUGACCGAGGCCCGAGUACAGGUGUGGUUUCAGAACAGACGUGCCAAGUUCCGUAAGCAGGAGCGCGCAGCCAAUGCCAAAGCCAACAGCUCUGCUGGCACCACAGGCAGCAGCACCAACAACAGCUCUGGAGGGAAAAAGGGCGGGGAGCCAAGAUCUUCAUCAGAUGAUGAUGAGUCUAAAGAGUCCACCUGUAGCCCCACACCUGACAGCACGGCCUCCCUGCCGGGCUCAGCCAAUGGAAACUUGGGGAGCCCUGCCAGUUUGAGCCCCAGUCCGGCUCCUGCCAACAGCAGCUACACCAACACCUCCAGCUCUCCGGUUCUCCAGGGGCUGAAGCCUCCCAGCUGGUCCAGUCUGGGGCCCUCCAACCCGGCCGUGGCGCAGCCCGCUGCCCAGACUCAGGAGAUUCUGAAGGCCUGGCAGCCAGCGGACAGUAUGACCGGGCCCUUUGCCGGAGUUCUGUCCUCUUUCCACAGAAAACCCAAUCCCACCAUCAAGACGAAUCUGUUCUGAAGAACAGAGCAAGACAAAUGAGAAACAAACUGUAAGCGAGAGGAGUUUCUAGCCUUUGUGGAGAGAGACAAGACUUGCCCAUUAAAACACUGAAUCCGUUGCUGUAGUCUGCUGCGGUCCAGCAAGGUUCUCAGUUCUUCUCUUACCGACUCAGAAAAUAAAAUCACAGGUCUGCUCACCAUCUGCCGUCCAAAAAUAUUAUGCAACAGUGCACACUGUACCUGUAAAACCUACCUUGACACGGGCAGUUUCCUCCCUUUCCUGCAAUGACUCCACUCUCACUCUCCGAUAAAACAAAGAGAAAUACUUUACUUAAUAACGGUAAACUAUACAGGCCCUUAAACUGUCCAUAUUUGCAUCGUCUUUUCGGUCUGUCUGGUGCACUUACAUUCCCACACUCACUGCACUGCAGCAAACUCGGUGGUGCAUGGCAGCAGCUCUGAUGAGUAUGGCGGUCAGGUACGAGUUUAAAGCAGAAAUCUAAACAUCACACUCUGAAAUCUGCUGGGGAAGCAAACUUUCACCCUCAAGCACAACUUCCUCUAAGCCCCCCCGACACACAGGCUUUCACCAGUUGGAAUAGGUUCCCCCCUAAAUCUCUUUGCCAAGCAGAGCAGGGGCACCCAAAAAUCCAAUUAGACCUGCCGGGUCUAGACCAGACAUCCCCAGUUCACCUCACGCUCCCCCCUCCUUCUUUACUGUAUCAAGUCCUCCAGAAUCCCACACUCUCGCCGUCCCAUCAUGCCUUUAUCUAUCAAACAGUUUGUCAGACUUUUGCAAGGCAAAGAGUUGGAGACUUUAAGGUGUUUCGACUCCAUUUUUAGUUCAUAUGCUGCUACUUCCUCCCCCGUUCUUUGUUCGGAAUAAAGCAGAUUGUAGCCUGAUUAUAUCUGACGUCUCUGACCGGACUGAAGCGAACAAAUGAGUUUGUACAGCAGGUUGCAGUCUGGGUUAGGGUCUUUAGCAGGCUUACGAGUCACACGUUUCUCUCCCAUAGGUGACAUGUGGGGUAAUCUGGCAAUACACUGAGAGAUGGAGUUUUGUACUGUAUCCGCAUUAAUACUCAGAUUUUGUUUCUUCUUUCCUUUUUUUUUUUAGCUUGCGAGAGUUGCUUGUAAAUCACCUCUAUUGCAUUUUGAUGAAACUCACUGGUUUCUGAGGAAGAAAAAAAAAGUAUUUAUUAAUAUUUUUAUUAUGUCAGUGAGAAACCUGCGCAUUUAUUUGAACUGCCCCAUAAAGUUUUGUGACUGUAAAUUCUGUAAUUAGUAAUAUAAAUAUUAGGUAGGCUUUGUUUUUGGUUUUUUGCUUUACAGAUCCAUUUCAUUGCAGAGCGCCUGUCUCACGGACCAACGCGUCAACGACAACUAUGGACUGACAGAAAGCUCGAGUGAAUGAGAUGUUAUAGCACUACUCUGAAUAUUCUAAUAAAUCUACAUUAUGGAGGCAUUACCUGGCACGCGUGGUGGUCUGGCUUCUUGUGUGUGGCAUCACCAUAACAGUGUUGUGUUUUAUGUGCAAACAUAUACAGGUUGUCAUACAAAUCCAAUUCCAAAAAAGUUGGGAUGCUGUGUAAAAUGUAAAUAAAAACAGAAUGCAAUGAUCUGCAAAUCUCAAUCUCAGUUAACAACAGAAUAGAAAAAACAAACAUAUGAAAUGUUUAAAUUGUGACUAUUUUAUAAAAUAUGAGCUCAAUGAGAAUUUGAUGGCAGCGAUGCAUCGCAAAAAAAUUGGGACAGGGGCAACAAAAGGCUAGAAGAGUCAGUGGUCCUAAAGAGAAACAGCUGAAGGAACAUUUUGCAACUAAUUGUGCUAAUCGGCAACAGGUCAGUAAUAAAAGAUGAUCAGGUAUAUAAAAUAAAGCAUCUUAGAGAGGCGAUUCUCCAGUCUACAAAUUGCAAAAUUAUUUUCUAAUAAUCUUCCUGAACAUAAAAUUGUGAAGACUUUACUAUCUCACCAUUCACAGCACAUAAUAUCACCAAAAGAUUCAGAGAAUCUGGAGAAACUUUGGAUAAAAACAGGCCUUAUUCUCUCAUGGAGAUCACAGCAUGGGCUCAGAAACAUCCAUGAAUCAUUAUCUGUGAGCACCGUGCCAUCCACAAAGGUUAAAGCUCUAUCGUGCAAAGAAGACGCUGCAUGUGAAGAUGAUUCAGGGGAACAAUGCACAUUUAAAAUGUCAUCACAAACUGAAACGUGAAAUGCUGCAUCCUCUGGAUGAAAGAGAGGAAGAUACUUUCCCAUCCUUGCAUAUUUUAGCAGGAUGAUGCUAAACCGCAUACUGCUGCAAGACUGCAGGUGCUGUACUGGCCUGCCAGCAGAACUUUCACCAAAUAUUAAAAAAAAACCCAAAAAACAACCCAAACAAACAUCUGGAGCAAUGAAACAAAAACUAUGACAGAAGAGUAAGGACUGCUGAUCAGCCAGAAUCUGAUAUCAGACAAGAACGGGACAGCAUUCCCCUCCCAGAAGUCUGUCAAGGUUUACGGACUGUUGUUAAAGGAAGAGGUGCAGAAUGUUAAACGCGCUCCUGCCAUAAAAUCAGAGUGAUCUUUUUUGUUCUUAAAAUCAUGAUUUUCCCCCCUCAAUUUACAUAGUUGAUAUGUUGCCUUUAUGACAUUUGUAAACCCAGCUCUCUCUUUUUUGAAGCAGGUCUACAGCUCACAGCUUCCUCUGCUGACG